AUGGAUCGUGCAUGUGGGUCUGUGACUCAUCCUCCGUUUCUUGAUGAGAAUACUAACUAUGGGGCUUGGAAAGCUAAGAUGAAAUCUUUUCUGUGGGCUCAAGGUACAAAGGUGUGGACAACUAUUGAGAAUGGUUGGGAACCUCCAACAAAGGAAAUUAAAGGGCGUGGAAAAGAGGUUGAAGGUGAAGGCCAGUCGACAACAAAGGUUGUAAUUAAGCAAAAUACAGAGUGGACUGAUGAAGAAAACGAUAUGAGUGCCUACAAUCAAAAAGGUCUUAACUCCAUCUUCACUGCGGUAUCAGCUGAAAAAUUUGAGUUUAUAUGUCAUUGCAAAACCUCAAAGGAGGCUUGGGAUAUUCUGGAAAUUACUCAUGAAGGAAAUGCCACUGUCAGAGAAUCCAAACUUCAACAACUGAUGACUAAGUUUGAAAAUUUGAAGAUGCUGGAAACUGAAAAAUUUGCUGAAUUUUACGCUAGAUUGAGUGUGGUGGUGAAUGCUUGCAGCAACCUUGGUGAUGCAAUUCCUGAACACAGAAUAGUGAAAAAGAUUUUGAGAUCUCUGCCUAUGAUGUAUCACGCCAAGAAGACAGCGAUUGAAGAGUGUAAGAAUUUGAACACUUAUAAACUUACUGAGUUAAUUGGUUCUCUUACCACCUAUGAGAUGGAAUUUCCAGAAAUAAAGAAAAGCAAGGGCAUUGCUCUAAAUACAGUGAAAGAAGAUGAGAGUGACAGUGUGUCAGAAGACAAAAUGGAUUAUGCUUUGCUUACAAAACAAUUUCGUAAGUUUUUGAAAUCUAAGAAUUCAAGGUCUGGUGAACAAAGAGGAAAUUCAGGUUCAAGUACAAGAGGGAGUCGCCCACGUGAGUUUACUUCUGACAAGUUAUCACAUACAACCAGAACUAUGGAGAGAAAGGGCUCUAAAGAUUCACUGAAAUGCUUUGAAUGUGGUGGAUAUGGACACUUUGCCUCUGAAUGCGCAAAUAAUUUGAGGAAGCAAAAUAGUGGGAAAAAUAAAGUAAUGGCAGCAACUUGGAGUGAUAGUGAGUCUGAUAAUGAUUCAAAUUCAGAAAAUGAAGAUCAAGUUGUUGCUUUCUCUGGGAGAAUUCAUGCGCAAAAGGAUGAGAACUCUGAUGUUGAAGAACCUGAGAUAGAAGUGGUGAUGAAGCAAUUCAACAAUCUCUAUGAUUCCUCUGAAAAACUGAAGAAGAAAAAUGCAGAGCUUGUUGAUCAAGUGGCUUUUCUACAAGACGAACUGACCAGGACUGAAGCUGCCUUUCAAUCCCAGCUGAAAACAGAAGAAAAUCUGCGUGGGUCUUUGCUUGAAAAAAUUCAGAUGCUCCAAGACAAGUACCAGCUGCAGAAAGAUAUGAAUGUUUCUCUUACUUUCGAAAGGGACCAUGCUAGUGCUGAAUUAAAAUUAGCAACGGAAAAAAUAUUUGGUAUGACCAUUGGUGCAGAGAAGAUUGACAGGAUGUUAAGUCUGGGGAAAAGGGCUGGUGAUACGAGAGGUUUGGGUUUUGAAAGUGAAAAGUCUAAGCAAGAGGUCAAAGCUGUGAAAUUCAUCAAAGAAUUCUCUUCUACUGAAGCGAAGGUUAGCCCAAAGAAAUUUAUACCGAUCUGUCAUUUUUGUGGAGUUUUUGGUCAUAUACGGCCUAGAUGCAAUGUGCUUAGAAAGGAGAAGAGGUCAGCUUACUACUAUUCUCCAAGAAAUUUUAAUCCAUCUCAAAGAACCAAACUAGUGUGGAAAAAAAAGGAGGAAAAGUGCUUGGUGACUUUAAUGGCCUUAUCUGCUAGAAAAUCUGAUACAUGGUAUUUCGAUAGUGGUUGUUCAAGACAUAUGUCUGGUGAUAAAUGUUGGUUUACAAAUCUGAAUACAGAGUGUGUGGAAGGCUCUGUGACAUUUGGAGAUGGAAGUAAAGGUAAAAUUUUAGGGAAAGGAGAUGUUGAGACACUUGGCUUACCAUUCUUGAAAAAUGUCAUGUUGGUGGAAAAUUUGCAGGCAAAUUUGAUAAGCAUCAGUCAACUUUGUGAUGAUGGUAGCAGCGUGUGGUUUGAUAAAGAUCAAUGUUAUGUUGCUGAUUUUCAAGGGAAGAAGGUUAUGAGUGGCAUGAGAUCCAAAGAUAAUUGCUAUUGUAUUCAGCUGUCCAAGAAUGAGUGUGUCAGAGGUCUGCCAAAGCUGAGUGGUAAGUCUGCAGGAGUGUGUGGUGCGUGCCAAUUAGGUAAGCAAGUCAAGAGUGCUCACAAAAGCAUAUCCUACAUAUCAACAUCCCAACCAUUAGAUUUGCUGCAUAUGGAUUUAGUUGGUCCCAUUCAGACUGAGAGCAUAGGUGGAAAGAAGUAUAUGUUGGUGUUGGUGGAUGACUUUACUCGGUUUACUUGGGUUGAUUUUCUUCGUGAAAAAUCUGAUGCAUUCAAGAGUUUUCGUGGCCUAUGCAACAAAAUUCAGAUCGAGAAAAAUGGUUCACAUGUUACUGUCAUGAGACUUCGAACAGACCAUGGAACAGAGUUUGAAAAUGUAAGCUUUGCUGAAUAUUGUGAAGAGAAAGGAAUAAAGCACGAAUUUUCAGCACCUAUUACACCUCAACAUAAUGGGGUGGUUGAGAGGAAGAAUCGCACCUUGCUUGAAAUGGGACGUGUGAUCUUGACAAGUGCUAAGAUAGCGAAGAAAUUUUGGGCAGAAGCUAUUAGCACAGCAUGUUAUACAGCAAAUCGUGUAUUUCUUAGACCGGGCACAACUUCAACUCCUUAUGAGCUUUGGAAAGGGAGAAAACCUAACAUAAAGCACAUGAGGGUUUUUGGGAGCGUCUGCUAUAUUUAUAGAGAUAGAGAAAACCUAGCAAAGUUUGAUACAAGAAGUGAUGCUGGCAUCUUUUUGGGUUAUUCUCUCACUAGCAGGGCUUAUAGGGUGUUUAACAAGAGGACAUGUACGGUAAUGGAAUCAAUUAAUGUUGUUGUCAAUGAUACUGAUAUGUCAUUUGGUUCUUGUGCAGAUGAUGAUGAGGAUAUUAUUCCAGCAGCUCCUAGGCAAGAAGAAAAGGACAAGGUGGCUAACAUUAAUGAUGAAGUGCAUGCAGAAGAAGAUAUGUUUUCACCUCCUCUUAGACCUGGUGCUCGGCAAGUCCAAAAAGACCACACACCAUCUGAUAUUAUUGGAGAUUUAAAUGAUCAAAGAAAGACAAGAAGCCAAGUCGUUGCGGAGGUAACUCAUCUGUGCUAUGUUUCCAAAUUGGAACCAAAAAAUUCAAAAGAAGCACUUCUUGAUUGUGAUUGGAUCAUGGCUAUGCAAGAGGAGUUAGACCAGUUCACUAGAAAUGAUGUGUGGUACUUGGUUCCACGUCCCAAGGACUUGAAUGUGAUAGGUACAAAAUGGGUUUUCAGGAACAAAACUGAUGAAAAUGGUGUUAUUACAAGAAAUAAAGCAAGGUUGGUUGCACAGGGAUAUUCCCAGGUUGAAGGGUUGGAUUUUGAUGAAACUUUCGCUCCCGUGGCAAGGCUUGAAUCAGUUAGAUUGCUUUUAGCUAUAGCUUGUCAUAUGAGGUUCAAACUACACCAGAUGGAUGUGAAAAGUGCGUUCCUAAAUGGGGUUUUACAGGAGGAGGUAUAUGUAGAACAACCUGUAGGAUUCAAAGAUCCUUACAAUCCUGAUCAUGUAUAUCGUCUUAGAAAAGCUCUCUAUGGGCUGAAGCAAGCUCCUAGGGCUUGGUAUGAUCGGUUGUCAUCCCAUUUGCUGAAUAAAGGGUAUGUCAGAGGAGCUGUUGACAAAACUCUGUUUGUCAAAAAGACCAACAAGGACUUGAUUGUUGCUCAGGUUUAUGUCGACGAUAUUGUUUUUGGGUCUACAUCUGAAUUUCUUGUAAAAGAAUUUACUGAAGUUAUGAGCAGCGAAUUUGAGAUGAGUAUGUGUGGGGAGCUGAGCUAUUUCCUAGGCCUGCAAGUCAAGCAACAAGAUCAUGGUAUCUUCAUUUCUCAAACCAAGUAUGCAAAAGACUUGGUAAAAAAGUUUGGUAUGAGUUCUGCCAAACCAACAAGGAAUCCCAUGGCUACACACAACAAAAUUGAUGCUGACCCUUCUGGAAAAUGUGUAGAACAAACACUUUACAGAAGCAUGAUUGGAAGCCUCUUAUAUUUAACAGCCAGUCGACCCGACAUCUCAUUCAGUGUUGGUGUGUGCGCUCGCUUUCAGGCAAAUCCAAAGGAGUCUCACUUGAAUGCAGUCAAGAGAAUCAUCAGAUAUGUAAGUGGUACUCCAACUUUAGGUGUAUAUUAUUCAUUUGACUCAAAUUCUGAAAUUGCAGGUUACACCGAUGCCGAUUGGGCUGGAAACGUUGAUGAUAGGAAGAGCACAUCUGGAGGGUGCUUUUAUGUAGCCGAAGCGGAAUACAUUGCUGCUGGAAGUUGUUGCACACAACUACUAUGGAUGAAGCAAAUGAUGAGUGAUUACGGCAUUCAUCAAGAAAAACAAUUGGCUGAUUUGUUUACAAAACCAUUAGACACUGUUCGUUUUGAAGCUCUCAGGAAGUCUCUUGGUAUUUGUUCCAUUGAAUGA
This is a messenger RNA of Prunus armeniaca (apricot), 4548 nucleotides long. Lineage: Eukaryota; Viridiplantae; Streptophyta; Magnoliopsida; Rosales; Rosaceae. The record is from the annotation of a GenBank genome assembly.